AUGCGCUACUACCGCAUCUGGAUCUACGCGUGCAACGGCGCCCUGUUGCUGGCCGCGCUCGCCUUCUGCGCGGCGGCGGGCCGCGCGCUCGCCGACUAUCGGCGCGCGCUCGUACCCGGCCUAGGCGCCGCUCAGCCCGGGUUUCUAUACGGGUACGCGGCGCUGCCCGUACAGGCCGGCCUGCUGCAGCUGCUUGGCUGCUUCGCCGCGCUGCGCCUCUCCGAGCGCAUGCUCAACGCGUACUGGCUCGCCCUGUUGGCACUGCUCGUCGGCGACGCGGCCAUAGGUGUCUACUGGGCGUUCCGCUUCGAACGCGUCUGCAGAGAGCUGCGACCACAGCUGCGUCUGCGCUUGGCUAAAGAUUACGAUUCGGACGUGGACUUCUCGGAGGCUUGGGAUCGACUUCAACGGGAGCAGCGAUGCUGCGGCGUCACCGGCCCCUCUGACUUCGCCGCUUUUAAUCGCUCUGUGCUGCCCCCCAGCUGUUGCCGCAUCCCGGCGCACACCACGGCCGUUACGCCGGCCUCGCUCGCCGUCAUGUCAGCCACGUCGGCGGUGCCCUUCACUCCGGUCCAUUGCGCGCCUCACACGGCGGCUUGUGCGGAAAGAUUGCUGUCUUGGCUCCGUCGAACGGCGGAUGCGCUCUUUGUUCUCGGAUACUGCGUCAUUGCAUUUUUAAAAUUGUGCUUCCUCGGUAUACUUCGGUACGAAAUAAAGGAGAUGAUUCAGAAAAUUAGAAUAUUACGCAGCGAGCUGGGGGCUGGGGAACUUCUUGACGGGAGUCCCAUGCACGGCGGUCCACUGUCUCAAACGGUCGUCGUGAACGCCGUUAACGCAAAUGGUGGCGUUCGCGCCCACGGGGGCAGCCCGGAGAGAGCAGGAGAAAGGGAAGCUCUGCUGGGCCGUACGUCAGAGCCGUGCGCACGGCGAAGUAUACACGACGAGCCACUAGGCCUCAAGACUAUAAAUGGCAACAACAACUGCGAGAUGCGGGAGCUGGCGCGUGGGGACUACCGACCCCUGGCGGCGGACAGCGCGGCGACUCGGAUCUGACUAAGAUGUUACUUGGAGCGCCUGUUCGGACGGCGGUGGCGCUCGUUCCCUGCCGCGGGCUUCGAGACGGAGCCCCCGCUUGGGCCGGUUUGCACGCGGCGCGCCGGCGCCCGCGUACGCCUCGAUCACCGCCGACACACGCGCUCCGAAUUCGAACUCUAGGACACUUAAUGGUUCAUGUGUGAGCCCUACUAGUUGGGCGUGUUGUUUAGUGGUAACUUAAACUUUGUGUGACGUAAUAAACUUAGUCAAUAAUAUAAAAAUAGCAGUACAUUCUAAGUGAAAACCUACCAGUGUAAAGGUGUAACUUAGUUGAAGUGAACAUGAUCCCACGAGCAAAGCUUGUGUUUAGUUCCUAUGCUUGGCAGGUAUAAAUUUUAGUACAUAUAUUUAUCUUAUCGCAAAAAGAUUUGUUUUAUAUUAGUCGAUUUUAUUUAAUAUAAUAAGCGUUUUAUGUGGCGUUAACAGUUAUGCUGUGGGAAAUUAGUUAGUAUUUGAAAUAGGACUAUUAUUAUUUAGAUGCAGUAUUAUAUUCUCGUUUAGAAAGUAGUAUAAUUUUGCCAACGGUUUCUGUAACAGUAAUUAUUAUUUUUUAAGGUAGCAUAAUUUGCGAUAAAAUAUUAAUGUCUCGUAGGGACAGUGGAUUACAUAGGUCCACAUCGAUUCCGGUAAAUUUUUAAUGUAAAGUUGUUCAGUUUCAUACAAAUAAAAACUUUAAAAUUAUUUUUGGUUUGCAACUUGACCAAUAUGACCGAAUUAUAUUGCAAAAGAUCGUAAAGUAUUAAAGGACGGGCGCAGUAUUGCUACGAAAAGUUUACGAAGCGUUCAUACGUUUGGCUUUGUACCAAAUACGAUAUAGAAAAGACGUAUAGAAUCAAGAAGUACUUUUAUAUUCGCCUAAAGAAUAAUAUUAAUAACAAUACUAUACAAGGAAAUCGAUCAACAUUUGUAAAAUAAUAUAAUUGUAAUUUUACUUGAUACAAAUUAUACGAA
Molecule: messenger RNA, 2046 nt
Organism: Papilio xuthus (Asian swallowtail)
Lineage: Eukaryota; Metazoa; Arthropoda; Insecta; Lepidoptera; Papilionidae
Product: CD82 antigen
Exons: 1
Coding region: 1-1053 (350 amino acids)
Cellular component (GO): plasma membrane
Source: RefSeq, a predicted model, not a curated record